CAAUAUGUAAUUUUGUGGAUAGACGCUGCGUUUUUUUUUGGAGAAGUGGACUAUUUCACGGCACGGGAUUCCUUGUGAUUUCUUUUUCAAACGUUACUGCUUUACUCUGUAGACCAGAACAGAUUCUGAUACACCGUGAUGGUGUGGGGCUUUCAGAACUGACAGCAGAGUGUACGCUAUCAUUUGGAAACUGCUUGUGGGACUGGUAAAAAAUGAAAGCUCCCAUACCUCUUCUGAUCCUGCUUCAUGCCGUUGUGGUCCAUUGCCUGAAAGUGGUGUCGAAGAGAGGCUCAGUGGAAGGCUGCACAGAUUGGUCAGUGGACUACCUGAAAUACAAGGUGCUUCUGGGGGAACCUGUACGGAUUAAGUGCGCUUUAUUCUAUGGAUAUAUCCGGGCCAACUACACCCAUGCACAGAGCGCUGGACUCAGCCUCAUGUGGUACAAAAGUGCAGGACACGGGGACUUCGAGGAACCCAUCAGUUUUGACGGCACGAGGAUGAGCAAAGAGGAGGACGCCAUAUGGUUUCGACCUGCAGAGCUGGACGAUGUGGGGUAUUAUUCCUGCGUUUUAAGGAACUCUACAUACUGCAUGAAGGUGUCCAUGUCUCUCACGGUGGCAGAGAACGACACAGACCUCUGCUUCAACUCCAAAAUGAGGUUCUUUGAGAAGGCCGAACUGAGCAAAAACAAAGACAUCACCUGCCCGGGCAUCGAUGAUUAUGUACAGCCAGGAGCGCAGCCGGAUAUCGUGUGGUACAAGGAAUGCAAACCAAAGCAGUGGAGACAAACCAUAGAAAGGAAAAGGGACACUCUCUCCAUCAAGGACGUACGAGAAGAUGACAUUGGGAAUUACACCUGCGAAUUAGAGUUUGGGAACUUUUUGGUAAGAAGGACGACUGAGCUGUCCGUCACAGCUCCCCUGACAGACAAGCCGCCCAAAAUCCUCUUCCCCUCGGAGAGCCAAGUGAGCGUCAUCGAGAUGGCAAUAGGAAGUCCUCUUAACCUGACGUGCAGAGCGUUCUUCGGAUACAGCGGAGACGUCACUCCACUUAUCUACUGGAUGAAGGGGGAGAAGUUCAUCGAGGAUCUGGAUGAGGAGCGCGUUCAAGAGACCGAAAUGAAGACUAUCCGGGAGCACCUAGGGGAGCAGGAAGUUUCCAUCUCUCUGACCAUCGAGUCUGUGGAGGAGAGCGACCUGGGCAACUACUCGUGCUACGUGGAGAACGGCAACGGGCGAAGACAGGCCAACAUCCAGCUCUCUAAGACAGCGGAGCUGAUGUACACGGUGGAGCUGGCCGGCGGGCUGGGAGCCAUCCUGAUGCUGCUCAUCUGUCUGGUGACGCUGUACAAGUGCUACCGGAUCGAGCUCAUGCUCUUCUACAGGAGCCACUUUGGCAGCGAGGAUAUAGAUGGAGAUAACAAGGACUACGACGCUUACCUGUCCUACACCAAAGUGGACCCGGACCAGUGGAGCCAGGAGACCCGAGAGGAAGAGCGCUUUGCCCUGGAGAUCCUCCCCGACGUGCUGGAGAAGCAUUAUGGGUAUAAACUCUUCAUUCCAGACAGGGACUUGAUCCCCACAGGAACCUACAUCGAGGAUGUGGCGCGCUGUGUGGACCAGAGCAAGCGCCUCAUCAUCGUCAUGACGCCCAGCUACGUGGUGCGGAGGGGGUGGAGUAUCUUUGAGCUGGAGACGCGGCUGCGCAACAUGCUGGUGACCGGCGAGAUCAAGGUCAUCCUGAUCGAGUGCGCCGAGCUGCGCGGCAUCAUGAACUACCAGGAGGUGGAGGCCCUCAAACACACCAUCAAGAUGCUGACGGUCAUCAAGUGGCGCGGGCCGUCCAGCAACCAGCUCAACUCCAAGUUCUGGAAGCAGCUGCUCUACGAGAUGCCCUUCAAGCAGAUGGAGCCCCUGAGCAUCUCCCACGAGCAGGUGCUGGACGUCAGCGAGCAGGGCCCCUUCGGCGAGCUGCAGACCGUCUCUGCCAUCUCCAUGGCGGCGGCCACCUCCACCGCCAUGGCGACGGCACACCCGGACUUGCGCUCCAACUUCCACAACUCCUGCCACACCCAGAUGAGGCAGAAACACUAUUACCGUAGCUACGACUACGACAUGGCGCCCGGCGGCACGCUCCCACCCAUGUCCACGCUGGGCAGCCAGCACACCUACUGCAACAUCCCCAUGACGCUCAUCAACGGGCAGCGGCCGCAGGCCAAGUCGCCGCGGCAACAGAGCAUGGAGGAGGCCCACGCGAACAACGCCAUGCUGCCCCUGCUGCCCCGAGAGACCAGCAUCUCCAGCGUCAUCUGGUGACAGAGAUCUGCACAGAGGACCCUCUGGCACUUGGACCCUGAACGCACCGGAGGCAGAGGCGCCUGAUUGGCCACUUGCUGCUGUUGAAUUUGCACCAGGAAACAUCAGGGGGAGGGUGGAUACUUUGGGGAUGAGGUGGUGGCAGAUUUUCAUCUUUUUUUUUGGUCCAGUUUUUAUUGAAACUGAACAACAACACAAAAACAAAAACAAGGGAGACUUGUUUGUAUCCCUCAUGUAUGCCACCAUCAUUUACCCGGAGAGUCAAGGAAUACAGGGUCCUGUACAUACGUUUUCUAAUUCUUUGUAGCAUCAGUGUUUUGGACUUCUUCUUAUGUUUGAUCAUCAGUUGGGACUAUAUCUUCUUUUUCAGUUUGUACAAAAGUGAAGCAAUGGCCUGUGAGAUGUUUUGGAUAAACCGUUGUUAGCUUUAUUUUUAUUUGUUGGCCGGUGUAGUUUGUAAAGCUUUGGGAGUUUUUUCGGGAGCUGGGAUUUGGUUUGGAUUUCCUGGGAGGCUGCCGUAAAGGGUUGAGAAUCUGGACUCAACCAGAAUAUGCAAAACACGGAGUCCAGACACCAGGGACACGCUGGGUUCACACAUCGAUCAUAUUCGAACGCUUUCGAGACAUCCGCGGAGGAGGAUAUGAAGAAUAUGGUGCUAGGCUACAAAUCUCUCUGUUUCUCUCACGAUUACUUUAAAAGACAAAAAAAAACAGCCUUGCUAUUUACCUUAACAGAUGAUUAUAUCACCGAAAAAUUAAUGAUGUGUAUUAUUUUAUGAAAAAAGAAAAGUCUAUUUUUGUAACCCGAGGGAUAUUUGCUUAGUUCAAGUUUCUGAUGGAGAUAGAGAUCGGAGAGAGAUAAUAAAAAAAUGUUUUGUUAUGUGGAACUGCACAGCUCACCAUAGGUCAUUCACUAAAUGUCUUAUAUUGCUAGAGAAAGAAAAAUGUUGUUUUUGUCAUUUCAAACAGAUUGCAGUUCAGCAGGAUUUCUUUAUGUUUGUGAUGGAGCUGUGGGCGAUGUCAGUGCAGAGGGAGGAGAGGCUGGCCAUGGCACCUGGUUUCCUCUGAAGGACCAAACAAGGCUGUCCGGGGCUAAACAGGGAUAUUCACUUCCUCCUAAAUGACAGCUGUUAUUUGUUCGCCAUUCAGCUGGGUUGACAAAUAAACCAGGGCUUUCACAUGGCUUGUAACACUCGCUAACUGGAUGACAAAGUAAUAUUUAGUUAAAGGGAAUGGGUUCAAGUCGGCCAUCAGUGACUGCAACUCAACGAAAAGCGUAACAUUUUCACUUUUAAACCUUUUAAACAUGGGUUUAUAAAGAGGACUGGAGAGUCGGAGGCGGGGGGGAUGGGUAGUGACAGCUGCUGCUUAAGCUACACACGCUAUCCUCCAAAGAUGGCCGCCCCAGAAUGCACCGUGGUUCCCAUUGCAUUUUAACAUUUAAAGGUAACAUUUUAGAGGAUGUAAUUCAUUAUAUUUCUGACCUACUGACCAAUAAUCAUGGGGUGUAUUCUCCUCAACAAUAACCUUUUAGUAUAAACCCCUUCCAAAUAAACAGAGACAAGAAUGUAUUUAAAGAUUUUUGAUUCAAUCCUGGAGUAUAUGUUACUAAAAAAAAGAGCUAUGUCAGACCGUGUCCCUCCUGCAGCUGUGCCAUCUUUUCUGUUCCCUUCUAACCUCAUACUAAAACACCUGCAGCAUCUCAUCACAUGAAGAUCAUUUAGUGCCAUCAAAUAUGCAAAGAGAUGAAACAAUAAAUGAAGAAACGUGUUAUUCCCCCUUUAUCUUCUAGCAAUCUUCAGUUUUUGAUUUUACUCCAAGGACGUGUCUCAAUCUUUCCCCCCUUAUGAAAAGUACGGUAUUGCUUCAAGGUAGGGCCCCGCUUCCUAACACAGACGCUCAAUGAAAUGGCAUUUUGUAAAUAUAAUCAAGAAAAUAACGGGGUUUAGAUGACGACAAUCGAGCCAUAUUUCAGAGUAGAAACCUGACUGCAGGUUCAAUGGAUGAGAUUUGGACAGGAGUUUGACAUCAGCGACAAGCUUUUUCUCCACAUUUUUGUUUCACGGUGAAAUUAACAUGUCUGGGCUCUGAUGAUAAAGAUGAUGAUGAUGAUGAUGAUGAAAUAAUGACGAUAUAUAGCACAGAAUUAUUCCAGGCACUUUCACGACUCUUGAGACGACCUAUUUCUGAUUUAUUUUCUAUUAUGUAUCUGCAAUGUUCAUUAAAAAGAGAUACUGUUAUUAUUAAUAAAACCACAUUUACGAUAAUGUGAUUUCUCCGUU
This is a messenger RNA of Trematomus bernacchii (emerald rockcod), 4596 nucleotides long. Its product is annotated as interleukin-1 receptor accessory protein-like 1-B. The coding region runs from base 213 to 2315 and encodes 700 amino acids. The record is from RefSeq and is a predicted model, not a curated record. Lineage: Eukaryota; Metazoa; Chordata; Actinopteri; Perciformes; Nototheniidae. Gene Ontology annotation, biological process: signal transduction; negative regulation of exocytosis. The transcript is spliced from 11 exons.